UUGACCGUGUGUUUUGUAAUGAUAUAGUCUGUGGAAAGUGGAAAUGGCGUAGCGAAGUGUAAAUUUGUUUUUACAUUUUGUAUAUAGUUGUUUUAUUAGACGCAAAUCCUUACGAUUUAAGCACCUUAUGUAGUAUUUUAAGUAUUUAUAUUAUUUUUCGUGUUUCGUUUACGUGUUGUUAUUUAGGGCUCAAAUAGCCUACUUUUGGUUGAGGCUUUGUUCACAUCUAUGAAUAAUAAUAAAUUUUGUGGUAAGAUAUUACUUCGACGAGUACAAUGAGCUUAAUCAAGGGUACGGAGAGAAAUCUCAUGGAAACGAGAAGUCAUUCUGUUCAAGGUCUAGCUAGUAAUGUGUCGAGCCCUGCAAUGAAAAUACCAUUACCACCUCGUUUGUGGAUUACAGAUAUUGAAGAUGAAUCGUCUGACGAAAUGAAUGGUAGCUUAAGAGAAGACGGAGUUUUUCCAGUAGAGAGAGCGAGAGUUCGAUCACGUUUUCGACAUCAUAAACAGCGAACAGCUGUUUCUGUGCCAGUUGGAAUAUUCUGGGACAUUGAAAAUUGUCAGGUGCCUCGGGGCUGUUCUGCAAUUGAUGUGGUUGCCGCAAUUCGAGCUAAAUUUCUUACAGGGCGACGUGAAGCAGACUUUGUUGUGGUGUGUGAUGUGAGAAAGGAAUCUCCAAAUCGACUACAAGAACUUAAUGAUGCUCAAGUUAGUUUAAUUCAUGUUUGUGGGACACAAAAGAAUGCUGCCGAUGAAAAGUUGAGGCAAUGUAUGAGGAGAUUCGGGGAGUUACAUUCAGCUCCCGCUGCUUUAUUAUUGAUCUCGGGGGAUAUAAAUUUUGCAGCAGAUUUGUGUGAUUUUAGGCAUAGGAAAAAUAUGGAAGUGAUAUUGGUUCAUAAACAGAACACCUCAUCCGCCUUAAUCGCUUGUGCCUCUUCUCAUUAUUGUUACAAUGAUCUGACCGCACACCUGCCAAGGAACCCUAAGGUGAGUCAAACAGAAGAAGAAGAGCCGACAUGUGAAAUGGAAGUGGCGAAUUUACCGAUGGACCAGCCGCCGGAGCGGGUGUCGAGGCGUCUCCGAAGGCUGGCCGACAAUUGUGGGGGGAAGGUUCUCCGUGUCACUGCGUCUACGGCUAUGCUCAAGUUUCCUACACCUGAUCAUGCUUCGAGAGCUUUAAAACGUAUGGAUGGCGAGGAUGUAUUCGGACGAAAGAUAAGCACCCGAUAUGCGCGGAGUGCAUUCCAGCCGACUUAUUCGAGCGACGAGGGGUAUAGCACUGCACCCGUGCAGCCGAGAGCGCAACCGCAAUUUGUGCAGCCAGUAGCACAGCAUUUAUCAACCGCUCCACCGGAGAGGUCUCGCUGCGUGUCGAGCGAGUGGGCGCUAGCGCUGCAGCAGCUGCCGGCUGCGACGCCACCGCCGCUCGACUUCUGCCCGCCGCCCGCGCCCCGCCCGCGCAAGAUCCGCGGCACGCACGGUACUGUGAACCUAGACCGGUCAGGCUGCUCGUCCAGCAACAGCGGCGACGACAGCCGGCGGGCCGUGUCCCCGUGGAACUCGUCCGCCAGCUUCAGCGAGCAUAGCGAGGCCGAGCUGGAGUCCACCGCCGAGCUCACAGUCUCCAACCUGCCGCCAUACGAACCGAUCGUGUUACAGGAAAUGCUAAUGAAGCUGUUCAACCAGUACGUGCCCGUGGUCCGGGUGUCCAUCUGGGCGGCGGGCGAGGGCCCGCUGGCGACGGUGGUGCUGCGCUCGGAGUGGGACGCGCGGCUGGCCAUAGCGCGCGUGCACAAGCGCCGCCUCGACAACCAGUGGGCGGGCCGCCGCCUCGAGCUGUCGCUGGGCAGGCCCUCGCCCGCGCCCAACCUAGACGUGCUCCGGAUCCGCCUGCGGGCCAUCCUGCUCGACCAGAAGAACUACACGCUGCCGCUGCUGCGCCUGCGCGACGCCUACGCCAGUCGGCAUUGCUGCGCUCUGACCACGUCCGACAUCGCCAAGGUGAAGGACACGGUCGUCAUCCACGAGGGGUUCGGUCGCAUGGUGCAGCUCGUCGACCACACGCCCGUGUCGAACUCGGAGACCGAGGAGGCGCCCUGGAAAUGUCACAUACAUGCUCUCAUGAAUACCGGUCACGAAGACGGAAGUCGUAUUUUGCAGCCGGUCUUUAUGGAGAUAGCAGUUUUGGCAAAGAAUACCCAAAUUAUACUGGAGAAUCACGGAGGAAUAUUGCCGUUACUUAGUUUCGUGGAAUGCUAUGAGGCCGUAUUCCCCCCACUAGUGGCAGACGCUCGACGUGGUGUUGCUUUAGAGUUGCUUCUCCGGAGCAUCCCUAAUCUGGAAGUUAAGGAUAGUCCAUCACGCCAUCUCACUUGGCGUAUCGCCCGGGCUGAUUCGCCGCCUUCGCUAAGUUAUCUGAGUGAGACAUCUCGCUCCAGCGGUGAACGUGAUCGGCCUCGCACUGCACCGGCGCUUGAACCCAUGCUGGCUCUGUUCGAGAGGGAACUCAUUGAUCUCCUCCGUACUGCUCCGCGUUGUUCCAUUCCGUUCAGCAAACUCAUACCCGCAUUUCACCAUCAUUUUGGCCGUCAGUGCCGUGUCGCUGACUAUGGAUUCACAAAACUCCCAGAUUUACUAUCGGCUCUUGGCAACACUAUCGUGGUUUUGGGAUCUGGAUCAUACCGUGUGAUAACGAUUUCCGCGGCAGCGCAGGGAAGACGUUGGACGUCGGAUCUUCUGAAAGUACUAAAGGCUCAACCGGGUCGAACGAUCAUGCUUCAUGACAUUCCCGAAUUGUAUCAAGCUACUAUAGGUCGGCCUUUCUCAACCGUUGACUAUGGAGUCUGCACUAUCGAGGAGCUCAUGGAAAGAGUAGCCCCACAGAGCGUUGUCAUCGGCCCCGACGGGACCGUAUCACUGCCUCGUCGAACCCCAACCCCCGAAGAGCGAGCACGCACCGUCCAAUUCGCAGUACAAGCCGUCGAACUGCUAUGCUAUACGCCCAAUUUGAGAAUGGAAUUCUCCCGUUUCGUGCCAGCGUAUCACGCACAUUUCGGUCGGCAGCUCCGUGUCGCUCACUACGGUUGCGUUAAACUCGUGGAGUUAUUCGAGUUAAUUCCGGAAGCGGUGACCGUAUACUGCGAGCCCUCGGGCGAACGUAGCGUGUGCCUGGCUACGAGAGCGGCUCGAGCCGUGAUGACUCAGAGGCUGCGGGCCUUGGUUCCCGUAGCGCUGACGGCGCUGCCGGCGCGUUACGCGUCGCAGUUUGGAGCGCCUCCGCAGCCGGACAUCCUAGACAAGUCGUCGAUCGAAGCGCUCGUGUAUGCUGCGGGGGGUUUCGUGGAAGGGGGGAUCGUGCAGCUCGCGGAGGAUACGUCGCGUUGGGUGAGCUCGGCGCUUGCCGCCUGUGCCGUGCUGUCCGCAGACCGUAGCGUGGCUCGCGGUUCGACAGAGGAAUACUUCGUCACCGCUUUCCGUAGCCUGUGCGGCGCCGACCCGGACUUGAACAGCCUUACUGCAUCCGGUGUUUUAGAAAUAUGCGAACGUCAAGUUUGCUUGACUGCGACUUGGCGUACCGUGUGGCGAAUUGCACAAAUCCUAUCCGAUCGCUCGGGUCCGCUUCCUGUCAUGGAAAUCGUCAUCGAGUAUUCGAAACGUUAUGGCCUGUCCUUCCUUAAUGCAGAGUUGGAUUUAGAAGCCGCAGUAAGCUUCCUUCGCCAGCACCGCGCUGUGUUUAUCGAAACUGAUGGCGAAGGGUUAUGGAAACUUGCUGCGGGAGUCACUCUACCGCAACGACGUGACUUGGCUCCUGUUCGAUGCGCAGUGGAAGAUUAUUCUGUGUAUGACACACCGCCAGGACAGAAGGGUUCACGCGUGUUCGAAUCACCUAAUACAAAUAUUUGGUGUUCGCCGCCCGCGAGUGCUCUGCCAGCUCCUACGGCAUUGCUGAGCCAAGAUAAUAAACGUCGCACACGUUUGGCCGCUCAAUUUGAUGCAGCGUAAAAUGUUCCCACCUACGAAGCAUUCCAAAACAAUAUCAUAGUAUAAUAAAAAUGCAUGUGUUCUGAUCCAAAGCUGUCAACACAGAGCCGCAACGAAUUUUAUCUCCAGACUAAAAUAAGAGUCCUAAUAAAUGUGAUGUCUAUAACAAUAAUGUUUUAGAUGGCGUAUAUUUUUGUGUGUUUAUUUAGGUUAAGAAAAUCUUCUCGCGUUCGUAAAAUGUUAUCAAGUGCAAGUAAUGUGCAAAUUAAGUUAGUUCUAGCUUGUAAAAAAAAAAAAUGGCGCUUAAUGAUUCGAAUAGCUCUGCAAUGAUACAUUUAAAUUUAUAAUUUCUUUGUAUUUACCCGAGGUUGGCUAAAAUUUACGAAUUUAUCCUAAAUUCUAUCCAAUCUUUGUUUUAUCAUUUGACAUUUAACAUGUGUAAUAUUUAAUUUAAGAAUCUGUUUCACUAGAUUGUAAUGUAUAGAACGCAACAAGUCAGUAUUAGUAUGUAUGUAUCUGACAUCUAGAAAGUCUUGAAAUAAAUUAUCUGCAAUAUUUAAAAAUAAAAUUUUUAUAAGCGAUGAAUUAUACAGGAUUCUAAACCCUAUUUAUAGGCAUUCGCAAUAUAUUUGUCUCGUGUUAUUUCUGUUGGUAUAGCUCUCUUACAUAUCAUGCAGCCCGCCGGAGCCUAAUAAAUGUUAAUUCGGUCAUAUAUAGUAGCGCUUAUAACAUUUUUCGAAUGCUCUUCAAAGUACAAUAAUAAUGUUUAAAAAUGUUAAUUUUUUAGAAUUUUAUCCUUUGAUAUUUGAUCUCCAAUGAUUGUACGAGUACAUAACAUAAUUAUACUUUAAUUUGGCUUUAUAUGACUUAGUUUAAAUCCAUGUUGUGUAAUUAAUAAAUAGAAUCGUCAAAAUGUCACUAUCGAAUUUAUAAUUUAAGAAGACAACAUUUUUAUUAUUUGUAUGUAGAAUAUUAUAUAUUGCAAUAAAAUUUAUAGACUUUAUUUCAAAGAAUUCUUACAAUUACCCAUCAAACUUACAAUGUAAGAGUCAAUUAUAGAUGUUCAAAUGUUUUAUAAAAGUAUUGUAUAGUGAGUGAUAUUGCUUUGUAAGAAUAUGCUUGUGCCUGAAGUGCAAUGAUGGUUUUUAUUUUGGACAUUUUACAGUACAAUCCGUCGUUCCACAUUAAUAGCUUAAGUACAUAUAUUUUUAUAAGAAUUUGGAUCAUAUUUUUAGGAUAAUUUAAAUAUUAUUUUUUAAUAACGGUCAAUCUAAAAAUUUGUUUCAAAUGAUUGCCGUUGUUUAUUUUAAGUAGUGUUAUAUGACUAGAAUCAAAAACUGUAAAAAAUGAAUAAGUAUAUUAUUAAGGAUUAUAAGUUGUUUUUUUAUCAACUAAGAGAUACAAAUAAUGUUAGUGUAAGUAAAUGUGCAAUCAUUUAUUUAGCUAUCAAAUUAAUUGUGAUAUUUACGUACCAAUAAAUAUAUCACUUAAAAAAAAAUUAAAAGAAGCAUACGAAAAUAAUUUUUAUGUAUAUUAUGUACAUAUCUUAUUGAUUGGUACAAAAAUCAAUAAGCACAUUUAUUUACAAGGUUAUCGUUACUCGAAUCUUUGUAUAGUAGAAUUAAUGUGGAACCGCGACAUUGAUGCUUUAAAAUAUGUUAAUGAUUAUAAAAUUAAUAGUUAUUUACAUCAGCCUUAUGUAAGCAGGCCCUUGCAUAUGUUUUCGAGUAUAUUUAUUUAAUGCAAUUAUAUUUAUUGUAACACUGCCAGUCUGCAUUUCAAACGAAACACUAAAUGAAACCACCUGUCCAAUAAUUAUAUUAUCUAUAUUAUGAUUAAGACAAAACUUAUAAUGUAUUUCUGCUGCAAAUUCUAUUUAAGUAAUUUUAUCUUUGUGACUAUAUAUUGAAAUUUAUUCUUAUUUUAAAUGGAAUUCGAUCGUCACAACACCCUUUAUGUGAAUUGAAUUUCAUGAGACUGUAGCAGAUAAGUUAGAUACUUUUAAUUAAUCCAAUGUUGUUUUUACUUUCGUGACCAAUAACAAAGUUUUAAAUUUAUAAGGGUAAGGUAGAAUAAGGUUUUCAAGUACAGUAAGUGAAGAUGUUAGUGUUAUUUUCUACGUCUUCGUCGUUCUGUGAUCUUUAAUUUCUUGUUAGUUUCCAACUAGUGAAUCGGUGUAUGUAUGGAAAUUGUAUCUCGUCAUAAUUGCAUGAAAUGAAUGUAGUGUUGGAAAAUAAAUGUUAUUUUUUGA
Messenger RNA from Vanessa tameamea, 6231 nucleotides. It is a transcript of the gene Marf1, whose product is annotated as meiosis regulator and mRNA stability factor 1. The coding region runs from base 276 to 4001 and encodes 1241 amino acids. Gene Ontology annotation, biological process: regulation of gene expression. Gene Ontology annotation, molecular function: CCR4-NOT complex binding; RNA nuclease activity; RNA binding. Lineage: Eukaryota; Metazoa; Arthropoda; Insecta; Lepidoptera; Nymphalidae. The record is from RefSeq and is a predicted model, not a curated record. The transcript has 17 exons. Gene Ontology annotation, cellular component: cytoplasm; peroxisome.